UUGCCGAUAAUAGAAUACUUCCUUAUUUUAUUUCCGUUUCUUGAUGUAAAUUGUCCCCUCUACACAUUUGUGUUCUCCACACAGUGACGGCAGCUGAGGACAAGAGUUUGUCAGUCGAUAUUCCAGAGACUAGUAGCGGACAGAACCAAGAUCGGGUAACUGACGGGAUAUCUGGGAUCGGACAAUGAUCGGGCGAUCGUUCUUCCUCCUCUCCCUUCUCCAAGCCGUGGUGUCGGGACAGUGGAGUGCGGACAAUCCACCACAUGUGACAGCGCAGAAUGGUUUGUGUGCACGGAUUCCGUGUCAGUACAGGUACCCGUCGUAUCUAAAUAAAAAACCACGGACUGGAAUCUGGUAUAACAGUGAGACACAGAACUAUCGGUCUGUAGCCUUCCACUCCAGGUAUUCCAGUGAAAUAUCAACACAGUUUCAGCAUCGGACCCGGCUGUCAGGAGUCCUGAGAGACAACGACUGUUCCCUGGUUAUAGACAACGUCAGGCAGCAAGAUACAGGUCCUUAUUUUUUCAGAGUUGAUUUUGGAUAUGGAAAUCGUUACAACUACCACCCUCCAACACAGCUCCGUGUUAUUGAUUUCACAGAUAAACCCACGAUAUUCCCUGCUGAAAUGGUGGCAGGUCGGCCUGUGAACGUGACCUGCUCCUUCAACACCACGUGUGAUGGAACAGCCCCCACCUUAACCUGGGUCACCCCCGCUGAUGAUCCACCAUCAGCCUCACACAGCGUAACUCAGCAGGGUGACACUCUGACAUAUACUUCUGUUCUGUACCUGACCCCAGCGCUCAAACAUCACGGGCAAAACCUCACCUGCAGAGUCACAUACCCAACAGUCUCAUCCGAGCAGAUCCUCACAAUGGCUGUUCAAUAUGCCCCGCGGAAUCUCUCGAUCACUUCCCCCGAUGACGUGAACAGUUCCUGGGUCAGUGUAAAGGAAGGAAACUCUGCAGCGAUCCUCUGCUCCGUCCAGAGUUUCCCAGCAUCUAACCUGACGUGGAGACAUCUCGGUGUCACGCUGAACACAACACGUUCCAACAACGAGCUGUGGAUGGAGUUCCCUCAGCUGACACGGCAGGACGCUGGGGUCUAUCAGUGUGUGGCAGAGAAUGAACACGGGACAGCAGAGAGGAAUGUGACCCUCACUGUAGAAUAUGCCCCGCGGAAUCUCUCGAUCACUUCCCCCGAUGACGUGAACAGUUCCUGGGUCAGUGUAAAGGAAGGAAACUCUGCAGCGAUCCUCUGCUCCGUCCAGAGUUUCCCAGCAUCUAACCUGACGUGGAGACAUCUCGGUGUCACGCUGAACACAACACGUUCCAACAACGAGCUGUGGAUGGAGUUCCCUCAGCUGACACGGCAGGACGCUGGGGUCUAUCAGUGUGUGGCAGAGAAUAAACACGGGACAGCAGAGAGGGAUGUGACCCUCACUGUAGAAUUACGUGGCUCGGAAAGGUCCUGGAAAUGCAUCGUGGCCCUGAUCGUUCUUGCCGUCAUCUUCAUAGGCGUAGUUCCUGUAAUCGUCUGGGCAGCGUGUUGUCGCAACAAAUGAGGAGCUGCAUCUCGGAGACCGUGAUCUGUACAGCGAGCUCAAGCCCAGCUACAAAUGAGCCUCUGCUCAGCCCUUCUCUGUCCACUCUGCCCACUUUCUCUGACGUUUCUCUCUGCCCAUCUCUCUCGUUCCUUACUCUCUAUAAUCAAUCUCCCUUCCAUUGACUCCAUCUACACCUCACGCUGCCUCGGCAAGGCCAGCAGCCCAGACCAUCACACACGAACCAACCUCCCUUCCAUCGCCUCCAUCUACACCUCACGCUGCCUCGGCAAGGCCAGCAGCAAAAUCAAGGACCAGUCUCAUCCCCGGCCACUCCCUCUUCUCUCCUCUCCCAUCGGGCAAGAGGUACAGAAGUGUGAAAACGAACGCACACCUCCAGAUUCAGGGAGAGUUUCUUCCCGGCUGUUAUCAGGCAACUGAACCAUCCUGCCACAACAAGAUGUGUACCCGAGGAAUUUGUAGUUGGAGACGCGCUCCACCUCAGUCCCGUUUAUAUGGAUGGGGGGUAUGUCUGCCCCCUCUGACCUUCCUGAAAUCAGUGUGAACGGGUGAUCAUAGAAACAUAGAAAUUAGGUGCAGGAGUAGAGGCCAUUCGGCCCUUCGAGCCUGCACCGCCAUUCAAUAUGAUCAUGGCUGAUCAUCCAACUCAGUAUCCCGUACCUGCCUUCUCUCCAUACCCCCUGAUCCCCUUAGCCACAAGGGCCACAUCUAACUCCCUCUUAAAUAUAGCCAAUGAACUGUGGCCUCGACUAUCCUCUGCGGCAGAGAGUUCCAGAGAUUCACCACUCUCUGUGUGAAAAAAGUUCUUCUCAUCUCGGUUUUAAAGGAUUUCCCCCCUUAUCCUUAAGCUGUGAACCCCUUGUCCUGGACUUCCCCAACAUCGGGAGCAAUCUUCCUGCAUCUAGCCUGUCCAACCCCUUAAGAAUUUUGUAAGUUUCUAUAAGAUCCCCUCUCAGUCUCCUAAAUUCUAGACAGUAUGAACCAAGUCUUUCUUCAUAAGACAGUCCUGACAUCCCAGGAAUCAGUCUGGUGAACCUUCUCUGCACUCGCUCCAUGGCAAUAAUGUCCUUCCUCAGAUUUGGAGACCAAAACUGUACGCAAUACUACAGGUGUGGUCUCACCAAGACCCUGUACAACUGCAGUAGAACCUCCCUGCUCCUAUACUCAAAUCCUUUUGCUAUGAAUGCUAACAUACCAUUGGCUUUCUUCACUGCCUGCUGCACCUGCAUGCCUACUUUCAAUGACUGGUGUACCAUGACACCCAGGUCUCGUUGCAUCUCCCCUUUUCCUAAUCGCCCACCAUUCACAUAAUAGUCUGCCUUCCUGUUUUUGCCACCAUAAAGUGGAUAUCCUCACAUUUAUCCGCAUUAAACUGCAUCUGCCACGCUUCUGCCCGCUCCGAAACUCAUCAACUCUUGUUAUGAAGGCCAAAACUGUACACAAUACUCCAGGUGUGGUCUCACCAAGACCCUGUACAACUACAGUAGAACCUCCCUGCUCCUAUACUCAAAUCGUUUUGCUAUGAAAAAUGCUAUACUCAAAUCCUUUUGCUACGAUGGCCAUCUUCUGGGCUGAAGGGCUGAAGGGCCUGUUUCCACGCUGCAUCUGCACUGUAUCUCUAAACUAAAUAAAACUGACUUAUUGAGUGACUCCAGCUUUUUGUGUCUAUCAUUGGUUUAAGCCAGCAUCUGUGGUCCCUCCUUCAACUAAAUUCACCCUCUUGACCAUAAACCCUCGUGAUAACAGACCAUAUCAUGAGCGAUUUUAGUUCUGUCAGACGGACUUGCUCACUAAUGUCGAUGCUUUUGCACCGCCUCCCUCUGCCACCUCUCGGUAUGAUAUGAAUAUUGAUUUCAUAACUUCAAGAUUCAAGAUUCAAGAUUCAAUUUAAUUGUCAUUUGGACCCCUUGAGGUCCAAACGAAAUGCCGUUUCUGCAGCCAUACAUUACAAACAAAUAGACCCAAGACACAACAUAAUUUACAUAAACAUCCAUCACAUCGCUGUGAUGGAAGGCCAAAAAAACUUAUAU
Molecule: messenger RNA, 3591 nt
Organism: Leucoraja erinaceus (little skate)
Lineage: Eukaryota; Metazoa; Chordata; Chondrichthyes; Rajiformes; Rajidae
Product: myelin-associated glycoprotein-like
Exons: 8
Coding region: 185-1561 (458 amino acids)
Source: RefSeq, a predicted model, not a curated record